Molecule: messenger RNA, 2743 nt
Organism: Ixodes scapularis (black-legged tick)
Lineage: Eukaryota; Metazoa; Arthropoda; Arachnida; Ixodida; Ixodidae
Exons: 2
Coding region: 239-1339 (366 amino acids)
Biological process (GO): retrotransposition
Cellular component (GO): ribonucleoprotein complex
Molecular function (GO): single-stranded RNA binding
Source: RefSeq, a predicted model, not a curated record
CUGCCAUGCAGCAGCUCUUUCGGGGCACGGCCGUCCUCUGGAGGGGAAGAACGGUAGCCGAGCAUUCUUGGCUCUUGUUCUGCUGUGGUCCCCGCCUCCGACGCAGACUUCAGCAGGCUUCUUGAUACCGCUGCCAUCAUCGCGGGAGUGCAUCAACUGACAGCGCCCUGACAACGCCUUUUCUCUGGAACUCUUGUCGUUGAGAGGCUGGAUUUUCCAAGAAGCAACGUCAUCAACGAUGACAUUACUUCUUAACAGCGACGCCAGCAACGAUAUAAACGGCUGGAAGUGGAACCUUCUCUUCAGUGGGCGCGGAAGCAGUUACGAAAACAUGGCUUAUGUGUCGCGCUUCUGCGCUUUGCAGGUGUGUAACCGCUUUUCACUUCACACUAAAAAAAACGACAAUCAUUACUUGUUAUUGCUUCCGUGCCCACAAGGGCUUUGUAAAAUUGCUUAUGAUUGCUGUUUGACCGUACUUUUGCUACUACAUUCUGGUGAUGUUAAGAUGAACCCAGGACCUCUUACUCGUGCUGAGGCUCUUUUGAAUGUAGAGUGUUUGCCUGAUGAGCCCUCUGAACAGAUGGCUGCAUUAUUCAAUCUUUUAAAGGGUCUUCAAGCGCGGUCGAUUCAGUCUGCAAGGAGUCAAACUGACUUGGCGGCUGACGUAAAAGCUAUCAAGGCUGGACGGAAAAGCAUUGAAACUAAGAUUGGAUGUAUCCAGAAAAGAUUGGACGAAUUAGAAGAGAAAACAAAUUCGCUCGACCACUUUGGUCAAGAUAUCGCUAGCGUUCAAGACUCAGUAAAAACCCUAACAGCUCAGCAUGGCUCGUUGCAAGUGCCUCUUGGCGAACUGGAAGACCGGUCGCGACGCGAUAAUCUUAUUUUUCAUGGCAUUCCUGACUCACGUGAAUCGUGGGAACAAUCUGAGACAAAAGUGAAAGACGCUCUAGCAGGAGUAAUUGACACCUUCCCCGAGAAUGCAAUUGAGCGAGCUCAUCGCUUAGACCCCUAUUUGCCGAAUAAGUGUCGCCCUAUCAUAGUUAAAUUCUCUGGAUACAAGAUAAGAGAAAGGAUACUUUCCGCGCAUACAAAACUGAAAGAAAAAAAUGUUGCCGUAAGCGAAGAUUUUUCGCCCGCCACACGCCCCGCUCGAAAGAAACUUGUCGACUUCGCUAAAAAUCAACCCAGGGCACCUCCCUUUCAGCUAAGAUAUAACAAGCUUGUCUUAAUCAAAAAGCAAUACGUCUACGCUGCCGAAAUUGAUAACGUGGUUGAACUUAUGCCCAAAUCAACACAAGACAACCCGCAUCCCAGUUGUUCAACACACACAAUGACCUAGCGGGACGCGAGGGGCAGUGGACGUUCCUUAUCUCAUGCAUAAAUUAUUUUUUACAAUAUUCGGAGUGUUAUGAGCAAGCGCGAUUCUUUAACCUCUGCCAUCGAUACAUGCAAUGCCGAUUUCAUCGCACUAACCGAGACCUGGCUGCAUCCGCACUUUCGUGAUCAUGAAAUUUUCCUAUCUGCUCGGCAUUUCUCUAUUUAUCGCUGCGACCGCACAACGCGACAAGGUGGUGGUGUUCUGCUGGCCAUUUUGAAAAACUUUCCAUCCCAGUGUGUUUUUUUCCUUGCAACCUUGAGAUUGUUUGGGCUGUCGCUGAAAUAAGUAAUAUGAAAAUCAUUCUUUGUGUUUUUUAUCGACCCCCCACGCUUUCUUCCAAUUUUGUAGAUGAACUUCAUGAUGUAAUUAUAUAGUUUCAUCUCGAUACCCACCGUUUCCUUUAUUUCUGCUUGGUGAUUUUAACAUUCCGAAUAUAUCAUGAAACAGUGAACCGCCCAGUAUACAUCCCGUCUCCUCUUUAGCCACUGAAUUCUUGAACUUGUGCUCUAUAUUUUCCUUUACACAGCUUAUUAAGCAACCUACAAGGACAACACAAUCUGUCGCGAACACCCUUGAUCUUGUCUUGACAUCCCAGCCUGAUCUUGUCUCCGAGAUUAGUCACUUGCCUGGCUUAAGCGAUCACUGUUUGCUUACUUUCCAGAUUCGCUUGUCACGGCCAAAGAACCUUAAGAAAAUUAAAACUAUUCGUAACUAUGCAAAAGCAAAUUUUGAAGCAAUUAAUUAUGAACUGUCUAUUUUUCUUGAUAAUUUUUUUAAUGGUUUUGAUAAUCACACUGUACAAACUAAUUGGGACAUUUUUGUGGCUAAAGUGAAUGAUUUAACUAAUAAAUACAUUCCCACUUUCACCAUCACAUCUAAUAGUGAUGCUCCGUGAUAUAGUCGUAACCUCCGACGUUUAUCGAACAAAAAAAAAACGCUUAUAAAGAUCAGCUGAACUAUCUGGAAAUGGUGCCCGCUGGGCUGCUUACAAACAUGCCUCCGACGAAUAUGUAGCUGCGCUAAAAAAUGCUAGGGAAGAAUUUCAUCGAAGCACUUUGCCAUCAAUGUUAAUAAACGACAUUAGAAAAUUUUGGAGUGUUAUACGACCAAAAGAUGAGAAUAUGAUCACUUUAGUCGACAGCACUGGAAACGUAAUUCCUCCUAGCCAGUGUGCAUUGGUGCUGAAUGAAGUGUUUUCAUGCGACUUUUCUGUAACGUCAGGUGUCCCCAUACCCGAUACUCAUGGCUUUGACUUUCUCGUCAUGUCUCCCAUACUCAUUGAACCUACUGGUGUAGAGAGCCUCAUUAGAUCACUUAAACAUUCUUCGUCUCCUGGAUGCAAUUCAAUUAAUCCCAAGUUUUUGA